CAUCUGUUCGAUUUAGUACGUUUCAUAUCUAUGUAAGGAAUGCAUGUUGACUUAUUGAAAAAAAAAGCAAAAUAGUGUCUUAUAUGUAUUAAUGUAUUUGGGUUAUCUUGUUAUCCUUGUAUUCUCAUCUGCGUGGUUCACCGUGAAUUCGUAAUGUUGUCUUUCAAAGGUUCAUGUUCCGUAUGUAAACAAACUUUGACUGUUUUCGCUCCGGGUUUCGUCUGUUACGAUUGUGAAAAGUUUUUCCAUGGAAAUUGCCUCACACCACCGCUUACUAUCGAGGAGAUGAAUGCAGUCGUUGUAAAGACACGACAAUGGCUUUGCGCACCUUGCAAAGCCAUCAGGGGUAAAGAAUUCGUUGAAGUGUUAAGACCGGACAAGGAGGCUAGAGAAAUUAAAAAAAAGAUCGAGGCGAUUAACGAAAUCCGUGAUCUAUUGACUCGUAUAGAAGAAGUAUUAGACGACACGACGAAUCAAUGUGAAAAACUGACGGAACAGGCUAAAACCCUGCAGAGGAAGAACUUGGAUCUCAGAAUGCGCAUGCUUACAUACACCAAAGGGCAAAGAAUGACAGUUUUUCGUAUCAACCCCGAUGAUAAAAUUGCCAGGGAACGAUGGUUAUUUACACACAAAAAGCUGAAUAAAGCGGUGGACCCCAAUGAAAAGUCAGAUUUGAUCACCGCCCAUGAAAAUAUCCUGAAAGAGAUCAAGAAAGAAACGUUCAAGAACAAACUAAAAACAAGCGAAAAAUUAAUGCUUUACCUUCAAGAGUCUCUUUCAAGCGUUUCCAAGGGAGGGUUCAUCCAACUCGUACUCAUAAUUCUAAUUACGCUGUACACCUUACUUGGAGCCUUCGUUUUCAUGCUAGUCGAAGGCAUAUAUGAAAAACAGCUACUGCACGAAAUCUUUGAUCGCAGGAUGGCCAUCAUAGAAAAGAUGGCUCAGAAUCAUAAAAACGGAGGAGGCGCGGCUGCAUCGUCUCAGACAGAAUUGGAAUCAUAUUACGAUUUUUUAUGGGAAUAUUACAAUAUCAACAACAAACUGCUCCAGCCCGGAGAUGUUCCGAAUUGGAAUUAUUUGGGAUCAGUCUUCUUCUGCGGAAUAACCUACACUACUAUCGGAUUCGGUUACUUUGUCCCGGUAACUGUUAUUGGCAAAAUUAUAACUGUGCUUUAUAUUUUGUUUGGUAUACCUCUUUUCCUGAUACUCAUGGCAACGUUGGGCACAGCGAUGUACAAUAUGUUAAGAUUGCAGUGGAAAUGGUUUAAAACGGUUCUUAAUUGCAAAUGUUGUGGGAAAAAAGAUAAAAAAUCUAUAGACUCCGUAGAGGAAGACGUUCAUGAUGUUCCGAUACUUCUGGUCAUUCUUGUGGAAAUGGUCUACCUUAUCAUUGGAGGAAUCAUAUUCACAUUUAUAGAGGCGUGGACCUUUACGGAAUCACUUUACUUCGUUUUUAUAUCAAUGACUGUUGGGUUUGGUGACUACAUUCCGAGCAAAAUCGGCUACAUGAUGGCUUUAUUUGCUUACAUUGUACUUGGUCUAGCACUUACAAGCAUGGUAAUAUCUACUAUAAGUUUUAAAAUAGUCUCAAGCUUCGAAAAGGCAACGCACAAAUUGGGUACGAGUAUCGAGCGCUACCUUCAUGACCAGUAUAUGAAAGAAGCAAUGGGAGAUGAUACAAAAUAAAACACAAAUACAUUUAUAUACAAUAUCA
Cimex lectularius (bed bug) is the source of this 1714-nucleotide messenger RNA. Its product is annotated as TWiK family of potassium channels protein 18-like. The transcript is spliced from 7 exons. NCBI's taxonomy places the organism in Eukaryota, Metazoa, Arthropoda, Insecta, Hemiptera, Cimicidae. The record is from RefSeq and is a predicted model, not a curated record. Gene Ontology annotation, biological process: potassium ion transmembrane transport; stabilization of membrane potential. Gene Ontology annotation, molecular function: potassium ion leak channel activity. Gene Ontology annotation, cellular component: membrane. Bases 154 to 1686 code for a protein of 510 amino acids.